Messenger RNA from Ricinus communis (castor bean), 3869 nucleotides. RefSeq names its product indole-3-acetaldehyde oxidase. The record is from RefSeq and is a predicted model, not a curated record. The coding region runs from base 372 to 3692 and encodes 1106 amino acids. The transcript has 6 exons. Gene Ontology annotation, molecular function: FAD binding; 2 iron, 2 sulfur cluster binding; oxidoreductase activity. NCBI's taxonomy places the organism in Eukaryota, Viridiplantae, Streptophyta, Magnoliopsida, Malpighiales, Euphorbiaceae.
GUCUUUCUAAUAUCUCAUCUUUAUCUCUUAGAAAUCUUUAGCCUUUCUUAUUUGACUCUCUCUUCUUCUUCAACGCACCUGAUAACACAUUUCUAAACUCAUCCAAGAUCUUCUUCUUUGUUGAAAAUCUUGCAUACCCCACUUACAUUUAUUCAUUGGUAUCUUUUUAUAUUAUACAUCCGACAUUGAUUGGAACCAAAAAAAUUAAAAUUAGAAAAUACUAUUCUGAAAGUGAUAAAUUAUAACUUAUUGGCCAUAGCCCAUAAUUUGAUUGUGACAUCAUUUGGGUUGUCUUCUUUAGAUGUUACCUGUAUUCUUUGUAAUAAAGGAAUAGGCUCACUCGAGCUUGUCAGUCACUGUGUAUUGCCCAAAUGGAAGAGGAAAAGGAAAGAGAAAAGAAUAGCAGCAGUCUCGUUUUUGCUGUUAACGGACAGAGGUUUGAGCUCUCUUCUGUUAUUUCAUCAACUACUGUGCUCGAGUUCUUGCGUACCCACACACCCUUCAAGAGUGUCAAGCUUGGAUGUGGUGAAGGUGGUUGUGGUGCUUGUACUGUUCUGCUAUCCAAGUAUGAUCCAAAGCUUGACCAAGUUGAUGAUUUUACCAUAAGUUCAUGUCUCACACUGCUUUGUAGUAUAAAUAGAUGUUCAAUUACAACAAGUGAAGGCCUUGGUAAUAGCAAAGAUGGGUUCCAUUCAAUUCACCAAAGGUUCGCAGGAUUCCAUGCUUCUCAAUGUGGUUUUUGUACUCCUGGAAUGUGCAUGUCACUCUUUGGGGCUCUUGUUAAUGCUGAAAAGACUAUUAGACCAGAGCCCACUCCAGGAUUUUCCAAGAUGACAGUCAUUGAAGCUGAAAAAGCUAUUGCAGGAAAUCUCUGUCGUUGUACUAGAUAUCGACCUAUUGCUGAUGUAUGCAAAAGUUUUGCAUCAGAUGUUGAUAUGGAGGAUUUGGGAUUUAAUUCAUUUUGUAGAAAGGGGGAGACGCAGGAAGUAAAGAGAAGUAGGUUACCAUUUUAUGAUCGUAAUCACGAGAUUUGCACUUUUCCAGAAUUUUUAAAAGGAGAAGUCAAAUCUUCCCUGCUUUUGGAUUCUGAAAAGAGAUGUUCUUGGCACCAGCCUUCUAACUUUCAGGAGCUUGAAAGUUUAUUAAAGAACCAUAAUAAUGGCGUUCAUAUGAAACUAGUAGUUGGAAACAUGGGAAUGGGUUAUUAUAAGGAAUCAGAAAACUAUGACAAAUAUAUCGAUAUUAGGCAUAUUCCUGAGCUCUCAAUGAUCAAGAAGGAUCAGAGAGGAUAUGAAAUUGGCGCAACUGUGACAAUUUCUAAAGUUAUUGAAGCUUUGAAUGAAGAAAAUAAAGGUGAAUAUACCUCAAAAAGUAAGAUGAUGUUCAACAAAAUUGCAGUCCAUCUAGAGAAAGUUGCUGCCAAAUUUGUCCAAAAUACAGGCAGUAUCGGGGGAAAUUUGGUGAUGGCACAAAGAAAACACUUACCUUCAGAUGUUGCUACAAUACUUCUUGCUACUAACUCGUUUGUUAAUAUAGUUUCUGGUAGUAAGCAUGAAAAGCUUACCUUGGAGGACUUUAUGGAAAUGCCUCCUUUGGACAAAAAAAGUGUGCUCGUAAGUAUUAAAAUUCAAAAUCGUGAAUCAUUCAAGGACACGUCUCCUGACAACAACAGUGAGCUGUUAUUUGAAACCUAUCGAGCUGCACCACGGCCCCUCGGAAAUGCUUUAUCUUAUAUGAAUGCUGCUUUCCAAGCCGAAGUCUCUAAAUCAAAAUCAUCUAGUGAAAUUGUGUUAAAUAGUUGUCGAUUGUCUUUUGGUGCUUUUGGAACCAGACAUGCAAUUAGAGCUAGGAAAGUUGAGGAACACUUAACUGGGAAAUUGUUAACCAUGGUUGUUCUAUAUGAAGCCAUAAAAUUAGUUAAAGCUACUGUGGUACCUGAAGAUGGUACACAAGAUCCUGCAUAUAGAUCAAGCUUGGCUGUUGGUUUUCUUUUUGACUUUCUAUUCCCAUUAAUAAAUACCGGUGCUAAUGGCUGGGUGGACAGAGAUAAUGGAAUUUUAAUGUUUAAGGAAGCCGAAUCAAACGACAAAUAUGAAAGGAUUGAUCAAAUUAAUUUCCCCACUUUGCUAUCAUCGUCAAAGCAGGUGAUCCAAUUAAAUGACGAGUACCAUCCAGUUGGCGAGCCAAUUAAAAAAUCUGGAGCUUCUCUUCAGGCUUCUGGUGAGGCCAUUUUUGUGGACGAUAUUCCAUCCCCCAGAAAUUGUCUACAUGGAGCAUUCAUUUACAGUACAAAGCCUCUUGCAAGGAUAAAGGGUAUAAACUUUAAAUCCAAAUCGCUCCCAGAUGGAGUCAAAACUCUUCUUUCUUUUAAAGAUAUUCCAAAAGGUGGGGAGAAUGUUGGGUCUAUGUUUGUAUUUGGUCCUGAACCUUUGUUUGCUGAGGAAGUUACUCAGUAUGCUGGAGAGCCUCUUGCUUUUGUGCUUGCAGAUACACAGAAACAUGCAGAUGCAGCAUCAAACCUUGCAGUAGUAGAUUAUGACCUAAAAAAUCUAGAGCCUCCCAUUUUAUCUGUUGAAGAAGCAGUGAAGCAUUCUAGCCUUUUCGAGGUGCCACCUUCUGUGUUGCCCAAACAAGUUGGCGAUGUAUCAAAAGGAAUGGCUGUAGCCGAUCAUAAAAUUCUCUCUGCUGAGAUAAAGCUGGGAUCACAAUAUUACUUUUACAUGGAGACUCAGACUGCUCUUGCUGUGCCUGAGGAAGACAACUGCAUUGUGGUUUACAGUUCUAUUCAAGGCCCUGAGUUGGCACAUGUUACAAUUGCAAAAUGUCUUGGUCUUCCCGAAAACAACGUGCGAGUCCUUACAAGAAGGGUGGGAGGAGGUUUUGGUGGCAAGACCAUGAAAGCAAUGCCCGUUGUUACAGCAUGUGCACUUGCAGCACACAAGUUACAGUGCCCUGUUAGGAUAUAUCUCAAUCGCAAGACUGAUAUGAUUAUGGCAGGAGGAAGGCACCCCAUGAAAAUAACUUACAAUGUAGGAUUCAGAUCAAAUGGGAAAAUAACAGCCUUACAUCUUGAUAUCUUAAUUAAUGCUGGCAUAUUUCCAGAUGUCAGUCCAUUGAUGCCAAAAACUAUUGUGAGUGCACUUAAAAAGUAUGAUUGGGGUGCUUUAUCUUUUGAUAUAAAGGUAUGUAAAACAAAUCUUUCAAGUAAAUCGGCAAUGCGAGCCCCUGGAGACCUGCAAGGAUCAUAUAUUGCCGAGGCUGUAAUUGAAAAUGUAGCAUCUUCUCUUUCCAUAGAUGCAGAUUCAGUGAGAACCAUAAAUCUUCACACCUAUGAUAGCCUUAACUUAUUCUAUGGUGCUAGCGUAGGAGAACCUUUGGAAUAUACUUUAACUUCAAUAUGGAAUAAAUUAGCCACAUCUUCCAGCAUAAAUCCAAGAGCUGAGAUGAUAAGAGAAUUUAAUAGGUGUAAUGUGUGGAAGAAAAGAGGUAUUUCUCGAAUUCCUAUCGUGUAUGAGGUGAUGCUGAGACCAACUCCAGGAAAAGUAAGCAUUCUAAGCGAUGGGUCUAUUGUUGUUGAAGUUGAAGGAAUAGAGCUAGGCCAGGGGCUCUGGACCAAGGUAAAACAGACUACUGCAUUUGCUUUAGGUUCAGUAAAAUGUGAUGGAUCUGGAGACCUCUUGGAUAAAGUAUGAGUCAUACAAUCUGAUACCUUAAGCUUAAUUCAAGGAGGGUUGACUGGUGGGAGCAUUGCCUCUGAGUCGAGCAGUGAAGCAGUUAGACUUUGUUGUAAAGUCUUGGUUGAGAGACUGAUACCUCUAAAGGAGAGGCUGCAGGCACAAAUGGAUUCUAUAACAUGGGAGAAGUUAAUU